CCCAGCCCCGCCCCCAGGCGGACAGGUGUGCACCUGCUCCAGUUCUGCGCGGCCGCACCUGCCCGGUCCGCAUGGAGCCCCCGGUCCGCGGCCUGGGCCGCUGCGCGUCGUGUUUCUGGCUGGCCGUGGCCUUCGACGUGCUGGGGCUGCUGGUGCUGCUGGUCGGGGUGUUCGUCAACGUCUUCUUCUACGACCUGCUCAUCUACGCGGGCGCCAUCGUCAUCUUCCUGAGCCUCAUCUGGUGGGUGUUCUGGUACUCCGGGAACAUCGACGUGCCGCCGGCGGAGCUGCAGGACGACGUGGGCCUGCUGAAGAAGCCGCGGGGCUUCACCGCCCUCCGGGGCGCCGUGGCGCGGCUCUCCGGCCGCGUGUCCAGUGGCUUCAGGACCUCCCUGCGCCGGACCGGAGGAGCCCGGAGCUCCGCCCGGUCCCCCGGAGGAGCCCGGUCCCCCGCGGACCCGCUGGUGGACCCGCAGCCCGGACACGUCACCGUUGCCAUGGCAACGCUGGGCCCCCCGGGGAAGGGUCCCCCGGACGGCGCGGAGACUUCGCCCACCUGAGGCCGCAGAGACUGGACUGGCAGCCGUUUCCUGCGGACCAGCAGCUGCCUCCACUUCACUACAUCAUGGAGCUUUUCUUUUUAACUGAGACAAAAAUCCAACAUGUUUGACCAAUGCAAGAACAUGGACAUGAGAUACUGUAUUUACCCAAGAAUAUACAUUUUAACACGUCGUUUUAAUUAAUGCGUCAGACGUGGCUCCAUUCAGUUUGGAUCAGUGUCCAAGUUUACUACAAAGUUGCAAGAGUUUAGGAGUUUGCAUUUUUACACUUAAGUCUGUAAGGAAACUUUAUCUGGUUAAAAACAAACAAACCUGAAUUAAAAUGUAUAAUGGUUCCUUUUUACCAGUAUGUGUACUAUCAGGUUGAGGUUUGUAUGAUCCCAGCAGUAUGGAAGUAUACAUACAUACAUACAUACAUACAUACAUACAUACAUACAUACAUACAUACAUACAUACGCACACACACAAAUGCUCUAUAAAUCAUCAAUACUUAAAUAGUCUCACGUCGCUCACGGGCAGAAAUUUGUGCCCAGAUGCCAAAACCCUUAAACAAUCACACUAGACAGUGUUACAGAGGUGUAAUGAACUUUAAAUAUACCAGAAUUCAUUAAAUAACCUCAGAUCCCAACCCGAGAAAGCCUUCCCCUCUUGAGUGGUUGCUGCUCACGGUAAACCAUCCAGUCCAGUCACACGUCACCCGAUCAAAAAGCUCCUUCACACAGCUGGACUGCAGAAAGACACACCAGUUAAGACAAUUCCUAAAACUGCUCCUCCACUUUGCCUAUCUUCCCCCUGGUCGGCCUUCGUUGCCCCCCGGUGCUCCUGUACUCCAAAAUCCUGCAGGUAUACAAAAUAACUAACUCUUUCAACUCUUCAGCUCUAAUUCAUGUUUCAUUUGUUGGAAUUAAUCAUGUUUAAAGUUCUGAUUUAUAAAGAGGUUUCUCAAUGAUAGCUGAUUUUCGCGAUAACAGCAACAAUAUGUUUCACAUGUAUCCAAGAAUUGAUGGGAACUUUGGGAAAUAAGCUGUAGCCCUAUUGCAAAUAACAAAAUAAACAAAUAAUACCAGUGUUGUAAGAAACGCUGUAAAUAAAACACUUUGAACAAAAAAUUGUGUGUAUUAUGUCAAGUUUCAGGCAUCAAGGGUUUUAUUAAUCCAAAUCUAAAAACGUUCCUGACUUUUAAAUAUCCAAGAUCAACAGUCAAAACAAAAAAUAAACCCCUUGAAAUGUCAUAAAGGUCUGGCGUCUCCUUAACGAAGAGGUUUGAGGCUUCACUUCUGUGUAAGACGUAAACUCCUGAGAGUGCAGAAGAUGAAAGAUGACUGACGUUAAAUUUGUAAUCCAAACCUGAACAUUGUAACAACAAAGUCUUUGAAUUAUUGCUCUCAAACAUUCAGGGUUUUUAUGUUAUUAAUUUUUAUGUUUAUGUGAAGUUAUAAGUCGUUAGAUGUUCAUGUCAAAGUACCAGGAUUUAAGGUAGUCUUUUUGGACGGGACUGGAGUCUCUCGACCAGAUCUUAUUAUAGAUAUUAUAUAGAUAAAUCUGAAUAUUUGAAUAUUUCAAGUUGGUGUGAUUUUUGCUUGAACCAGAAUUAUAAUACAAUUUUGCCAGUUUGUGAGUAAUUAUGUGAACUAAUUGUGGAUUUUAUUUCAAUUGUGUCAACUGAAGAGUCUCAAUGUCUUCAUGGUUCACCACAUUAAAUUCCAUUUAUCUUCAA
Molecule: messenger RNA, 2277 nt
Organism: Cololabis saira (Pacific saury)
Lineage: Eukaryota; Metazoa; Chordata; Actinopteri; Beloniformes; Belonidae
Product: transmembrane protein 238-like
Exons: 2
Coding region: 72-560 (162 amino acids)
Source: RefSeq, a predicted model, not a curated record